Molecule: messenger RNA, 711 nt
Organism: Acanthamoeba castellanii str. Neff
Lineage: Eukaryota; Discosea; Longamoebia; Acanthamoebidae
Product: Nucleotide binding protein 1like protein, putative
Exons: 6
Coding region: 1-711 (236 amino acids)
Biological process (GO): iron-sulfur cluster assembly
Cellular component (GO): cytosol
Molecular function (GO): iron-sulfur cluster binding; ATP binding; ATP-dependent FeS chaperone activity
Source: RefSeq, a predicted model, not a curated record
AUGGAGGCGGCACCGCGCCACGACGACGCCGACGACGCGGGUGAGGUGGCGCGCGCCUUCGAGGGCUGCCCCUCGGAGACUGCCGAGGCCGGGCGAGCGGGCGUGGGGCUGCUGGACGUGGACAUCUGCGGACCCAGCAUCCCGCUCCUCCUGGGCGUCACCGCGGGCCAGGUGGUGAGCUCCCAGUACGGAUGGAACCCCGUCAAGAACAAGGACGGGGUGGCGGUGAUGUCGGUGCAGUUCCUCCUCAACCACCCGGAUGCGCCCGACGUGUUCUGGGGGCGCCUCGACGUGCUCAUCAUCGACACGCCGCCCGGCACCUCCGAUGAACACCUCACGGUGCUCGCCGCCCUCAAGGCCACACAGGACGCGCGCCCCGACGGAGCGGUGAUCGUAACGACCCCGCAGGAGGUCUCUCUCCUCACCAUCCGCAAGGAGUUGAAGUUUUGCAAGAAGAUGGGCCUUCCGGUGCUGGGCCUGGUGGAGAACAUGAGCGGGUUCGUGUGUCCGUGCUGCAACGAGGUCACGGAGAUCUUCAAGACGGGCGGCGGAGAGGCCCUGGCGCGCGAGUACGGGGUGCCCCUGCUCGGCCGCGUGCCCAUCGACCCGCGGGUCAGCCAGUGCGGCGAGAGCGGGACCUCCAUCCUCGACCACCCCGACGCGCCCGCCACGCCCGCAUUCGCCACCAUCGCCGCCGCCCUCCUCUCCUGA